CUCCGUCCACCAUCCAAGGCAACAUGGUCCUCGUACUCCUCAUAGGCGACCUCCACAUCCCCUACCGAACACACGACCUCCCCACCAAAUUCAAGAAACUACUCAUACCGGGCAAGAUACAACAGAUCCUGUGCACGGGGAAUGUCUGUGAUCGGGAGACGCUCGAGUACCUGAGAGGGAUCGCAGGGGAGGUACAUGUCGUCAAAGGAGAUUACGACGAGAACCCGGCCUUUCCUCUUUCCCUCAUAGCGCAACACGGUCCAAUCCGACUCGGCGUCCUACACGGACACCAAACCGUCCCCUUAGGGGACCAAGAUGCUCUCUCUGCUCUCGCACGACAGAUGGACGUCGACGUGCUCGUCUCUGGUGGCACGCACCAGUUCAGCGCAAAGGAGCAUGAAGGGAGGUUCUUUGUCGAUCCGGGCAGUGGGACGGGGGCUUGGGCAGGGUAUUCGGAGAAUGAUGGGGUUCCGAGCUUUGCACUCAUGGACAUACAGGGAAGCGUGAUCGUAACCUUUGUCUACCAGCUAAUCGACGGCGAGGUCCGGGUAGACAAGAUCGAGUACCGUAAGGCUGCACCUGGACCUACUCCAACGGGAGGCAUGUCAGGCAUGACCAGCCCCAAGCCCACACCGCCGCGAGGUGCAGAGAGUGUCUGGAGCGGAGCGUGAGCCAAGGCAUCACCAGCAGAGUGGGGUGACCACGGGAUCUCUUUAUGGGUGGAAAGCAGACGAGUGUGAGUACGCGGAGGAAGGAUAGAGGUGCGAUGAUGUUUC
Molecule: messenger RNA, 776 nt
Organism: Dacryopinax primogenitus
Lineage: Eukaryota; Fungi; Basidiomycota; Dacrymycetes; Dacrymycetales; Dacrymycetaceae
Product: Metallo-dependent phosphatase
Exons: 5
Coding region: 24-671 (215 amino acids)
Biological process (GO): intracellular protein transport; retrograde transport, endosome to Golgi
Cellular component (GO): endosome; retromer complex
Source: RefSeq, a predicted model, not a curated record